GCAGCAUGUUAAAGUUACUAUGGCUAGUAAUCAUCCAACUCUUCCGCCUCUCCACAACAAACCACUCCAUCCCGGUCAUCAUAGUCCCGCAGCACCUCAACUUUGGGAACUGCAACCUCGGCUACGUCACCACCAAAAACAUCUCCAUCUAUAAUAACGCGGAUCGUGAUGUUAUUCUCACCACUGUUUACGACAGCAGAAGUGUUUUUCAACCUCGUAUAUCCCGAUCUAAGACAGUGCUGUUGGAUCGCAACCAAAGGUAUGAACUGGCGGUCAUGUUUUUACCUCACGCUAUAGGCGAGGUUACAGAAACAUUCCAACUGUUUAUACACGUUACCUCCGGUGAGGUUGCUAUGACUGCCGGGACGGUUCCAAAGGACGUUAUUGAUAUCAGGGCUACAGGAACUGGCCAGGAAAACCCGUUUAGGUUGUCACCGUUAGUUGGGGUUAAGUGGCCGACGUCGGUUGCUUACGCGCCCACGCUUAACAUUUAUAACCCAUUUGACAAGGAGCUAAAAGUUGAGGAAGUUUAUGUGAGUGGGGGCGAGGUUAGUCUUGUUCCUCCCUUUCUCUCCAAUAAAGCAAGCUCGUGGAGCAUAGCGCCCUAUGAAACCAAACCUAUUGUUAGAUUAAACCUCUUCUCUGACAAAUCCUAUAAUCAUUUGUCGUAUGUAACAGUGAGGUUGGGCGGAACUGAUCAACUGGAUAUUAAACUACCUAUCGAGGUAGACUUGGUAUCAACCGCUAAUGUGUUUUCCAUGCCUACGCGUAUUAAUUUCGGUAGUUUUUCAAGAGACAGCCCACCGAUGGUGGUUAGCAUAUUCCUACUUUCAACGCACAACAGUAGCACCAACAUAUUCUCCAUCACCACGGACUCUAUCUUACAUCAGAACGGAAUAUCUAUUAAAACUUUGCGGGAUGGUAUACCUCAGGCUCAUCGCGGUGGCGGAUUUCAGAAAGUAGCAGAUGUAACGAUAGAACCAUCAAAACUGCCCGAGUUAGUGGAGAGGAAAGACAGUAAAUACACGGGAAACAUCAACAUUAAGUUCAGUAAUGCUAACGUUGAGAAUGUCAACAUUCCUUUCUCAGCUCAUGUUUAUUCUGGUUCACUCAAACUAGAGGGUUUUGGAGAUGGUUUUUAUUCUGGGCUUAUUCCUCCGCGGGAGUAUGUCAAACAGCUUCAUCUUACUAAUAACUAUGAUGUACCUGUUGCUGUGCGAAACAUCGAUUUGGAACCUUUGAAAGCGGAGUUCCUUAUCGAGGACCUGAUAUUUCCCUUUGUCAUCCAACCUCAGGAGACUUUUGAUUUUGCUAAGUUUACCCUAAAACGACAAGGUCACAAGUUCAAUGAUAAUUUUGUACUGAAAAUGGAAACUAAUCUAACACAGACCAUUGAAUUUCCGAUACCAGUGUACAGUGGUGAUGUUGAUGUGACUAUAGACGGUAAACCUUUAAAUGUCUUGAAUUUUGAACUAUUGGGAUAUAAUCAAACUCGAGUUAAAAUAGUAAGACUUUUCAACAAGAACCCAGUUAAUGUAGGUCUUUUGUAUUAUUUUACGAAUGUUCCGUUUUGUGAUGGUUACUAUAAUAAUUUGUGGCGAGAUGAUCUCCAACAGAUGAUCCCUCACAAGAAAGAAGAUUCCAUCCAGCACCAACUGGUUGAGCUCCAUCCUAAAGACUUCAUUGAGAUCAACGUCAGCAUCACCACACCCUCCAUGGCUCACAAUGUGUCUGGUUUCUUUGUGAUUGAAACAAACUACGACUUUGUUCAGCUCCCUCUCACAUUCCGAACGUUGGAGGGCGGGUUGUUGACUCCACAUAUCGAGUAUGAGGAGGUGUUUCCGGGUAUGACCAACAUUUUCACUUUGAAGAUCACCAACACCUUCAACGAGACUUUUCCUAUUGAAGACAUCUCGUUGGAACCUAACAGCAUGUUCAAUUUGAUAAAGAAGACUGAUAAAUCUAUCCUGUUAAAACCUCUGUCAAGCUCUGAAGUGGGUAAGAUUGAGUUUCACCCUGAAAAGGAUAGCCAAUACUCCUACCUGAUGACGGACGAUGUCAAGAAACAGAAAGAGUUUUUCAAAGGAAACCGAUUAAACUUCGACCAAGUGGACUACGAACUGAAGCUCUUCAAACAUCUCAAAGGAAAGUGGAAUAAUCUACAGAAAAACGGGAAGCACAAGCUAACUAUCAACGGUGCGGUGAAGUCGAGUUUUUCAGAUAACUCUCCCAUCAGCACAUCAGUGGAUCUAACAUGGCCCAGUUUUGUCCAAUCCCGGAAGCCCAUCCCUGUUACCCACGUAAAAGACACCUCCACAUCCAACGUAAAAUUAGUUAACCCAUCUUCCUACUCAGUCCACAUUGAAGUGUUCCUUAUCAGCAGUUACCCUCACUCCCGAGCUCUGAUAGAUAUCCUGGGAAUGAGGCAAGAAGCGGUUAAUGUGGACGCAGCGUAUUCCUUGCAGGAUACCUCCACAGACUUUCUGGAUAAGUUUUUCAACGGUAACGAGGUGUCGCGGAAUAUCAAGUCACUGGUUUUAAAGCCUGGAGAGGAAAGGACGGUUACUGUGCAGUUCUCACCUCAAUUUGUUGGUCUACAUAAAAAUAUCCUGGUUAUCAGGAAUAACCUGACCCUUUUUGAACCUGUGUUGUACUCUGCUCACGCUGCUAAAGGGGAGCUGGUCUUUGAGAAGAAGCAGUUUUUACAUCUGAAUUUCCACGAGAACAUGUUAUCGGACUGUAUAAGUAUUUAUACAGAGCAAGGCUCCAUCAAUAAAAGCUUCUUUAACAUGAACAGAUCCUUCACUUUAAAGAACAUAGGAGACAUCGUAGCUAAAGUUGAAGAUGUCCAAAUAAACGGUAUCUCGUGCUCUGCGUACGGUGUAUCAGUCCUAAACUGUGACCCAUUUGAAGUGGCUCCCUCCGAAUCCCACACCCUAAACUUCAACUUUAUCCCUAACUUCCACUACUCUUACGUGGAGUACACUAUUUCUAUAGUCCCCUCGGCGGGAGAUAAACUGGAUAUACCACUUAUAACUAAAGUACCAGCUCACCUGUUGGAGGUAUGUGCGGAUAAGAUUGAGAGGCCCAUAUGGGAGGUUUCAUUCAGAUUCCUGCUUCUAACUGGGGCACUGUGCUUCAUAGUGGUCGUGUUUGUUCAGAGUUAUAUAUUCUUUAGCCAGCCAAUAGUUAUCUCACCCCCUCCUGGAUUGAAACCUGUCAUCAUACACAAAGCUACAGAGCAAUUGAAACCAGAGCCGGUACCUGUAAAGAAGGUCAGCAAGAAGGCAGUGAAACAUGUUGAGGGGGUUACAGCACCAGUCAGCAAACAAAGAAAGAAGAGAGAAGCAGCCAAAGUACGAGACACAACCUCACAUGUGGACCCUGUUAAAGUGGAUAAGCACCACGUGUCUAACUCUCCUAAAGUCACUAAACGUAAAGUAUCAGCUCCAAAACCGGAGAGUCCCAAGAUAGAAGCUGUCCAACCAAAGCCGGAGAAGAUGACUAAUUUUGUGAAACCCCGCAUUAAAGAAGUGAUAAAAGAAGCUGUUCCGGUGCUGAAAAAACAGAAAGAUGUGAAUAUCGUGAAGCCUGAACCAAAACGUACCUCACUCAACAACACUCCCUCUAUCACCGAAUCAAAGUACAGGUUAUCCAACAAACUAACCGCAGCAGCGGAGAUAGACACCACAACCCCACCAGAACCCACAGACUUACAGCUGGAACAGAAGUUUGCAGCAGCAGUCCAAGAGGAACAAAAGAGGAAAAACCAACUAUCAUACAGCUCAAUAUAUCACCAGACCCCUGGCAGCACGUGGUCUCCAACAACUGGAGCUAACACCGUCCCUAAACUAGACACAUCACCCCUGAUCCCACCUACCUCCACCAUCCCCUCUCUCUCCACCUCCGCCCUCUCCUUCCAACCUCCUCUCUCUGUGGAUGACUGGUUCGCACCUGAUGCCCAAAACCCCUUCACCAACUUCAACCUGGUGUCCAGCUCCAGACAAACCUCCCGGUUUCAGUCCAUGUUCUCUGACAGUACACAGCCGAGUGAUACUGAUAAUUGGAGUGGCAUUUGGGGACCCUUGAGGUUGGAUACAGGUCUUGAUGAACAGGUCUGGAAAACUGACUAGAGGGUGUGUACUGUGUGUGGUGUGUGUUUUCUAAUGUUUGUACUCUAGGAAAUUCUUGUUGUUUUUUUUUGAGAAACUUGUUUGAGUUGUUCAUACUCGUAUUAUAUUAUAGUUAAUUAUAAGUUGUUUCUUCUAUUAUCUAGGUAUUGUUGCACAGGUUGUUACAUGUUCAUGUUGGAAUAUUAUAUUAUAUUUGAAGGAGAAAGUGUUACAAUCAUUGUUUGGAAAUUUAUAUUCCGAUUUUGGUAUUAUUUUUUUACCACCGUUAUAAAGCUGUACAUUAAUUUAGUAACCCAAAUAAAUUAUGUAGUCAUGAAAUAAUUACUAAGUAGCUGAGCUUUAACUUCCAAUAAACCACGAAACAGAUGUUUUCCUCCAUAUUUAAAUUUUAUUGGUGGCAGGAUUAUAAAAGUUACCCAAUGAAUCAAACUCCAAAUCUUUGGGAUAGUCAAACACAUGAUGUGUAAAUUAACUCAAUAACCAAUAUGGAAUCUAAUUCGGUGAGUAAUGUAAAUGGUGUGUAAAGUGUUAAAUCACUAUCAGAGGAAUAAUAUGUAUCUUCUGAUGACAGAAAACACACACUCAUAUAUUAUAUAAUAUCACACAUAAUAUCAUGAUAUCACACAUAAUAUGCACAGUUAGACAUAUACACACAUGUGUUAAAUACAUUACAUGCUUCCAACAGAUCCAACUAUUCAACAAGUCCGUUUUACACUUGGACACUAGGUGUCACGCGCAAAAUUCCUGAGCUGUUCGACAGAACUGAGGAAUUUAAGCUGAAUUUAAGAAUUUUGAAUGGAGCUAUUGAUAUUGUGUUGACUGUUGAGUCACAAACGUCACAAGUGCAAGUGCAUGCUGGAAAUGUGUUGUUAGGAAAAUGUUGUUGAGUAAAAUGUUGACGAUGUUUGUAAUAGUAGUGUACUACAAAACCAAAGUAAUUCCUUGUAUUAAACUAUAUAACAAUUAUUUAAUCAACUUGGUGAGAGUGGCAUUUCACGCUGGUAUGAGUUACGCUAACGUUAACGGACACCUUAGCAGCCCAGUUCACAUACUUCGUGGCGUCCAUCAGGGGAGCCCCCUUUCCCCAAUUCUUUUCCUCCUAGUGUCCCAGGUACUUAGUAAUAAGCUACAGUAUAACCCUUAUAUUAAAGGCCUCAGCAUUAAUGGUAUCGACAUACUCAUGAGUCUGUUUGCUGAUGACACGGAUCUGUACCUGGAUCCCUCCCAGGCUUGCGUAGAUGCAGUUAUCCUAGAGCUCAACCUGUUCGGUCAGCACUCAGGCUGUAAGCCCAACAUCAGUAAAACUAAGUGCAUACCUUUAGGAGCUACCAGAGACAACACUAGUCUUCGAAAUUACCUUACCAGUACAUACGGGGAAGACAUGGUAGCUAACGAGUUUACAGCAUUAGGAGUCAAGUUCGACAACACGUCUAGUGGAGCUGAUCUCUGCAAAAUGAACUACCACAGUAAACUUAGUAACGCCAGCACCGCUAUCAACACCUGGAGUAAGAGAGACUUAACUCUGAUAGGAAAGUGUACAAUUAUUAAAUCUCUUAUUCUUUCCCAGUUCACUUACCUUAUCAUACCACUAGAAACUCCUGAUACUAACACCAUCAGUAAAAUAGACACUAUGAUAUUUCACUUCUUGUGGGGUUGUAAGAGGGAUAAGUUGAAACGUGAUAUUGUUACUUCUCCUCGUGAAUGUGGGGGUCUAGGUCUCUUCUAUACUAACGAUUUUAUUAUAGGUUUAAAAGUGUCACUUAUAGGAAAAGUUAUCGAUCCUAAUUUCCAACAUGCCUGGAAAAAUAUUAUCAUCAAUCAGCUUUUACACCCAAAUAUACCAACUGUGUGUAUAGAAAACUGUCUCACAUUAAAGAAUACUGGUUUUACCUUUAACCUUCUUCGCCAUUAUAAGCUUUGGAAGUCUAUUUCUUCACAGUCAAGUAAGAGUACAGUCAACCACUGUGUGUGGGGAAGCGACGUAAUAAUGGACAUUGGCUCCAAGCUCUGGAACGAUAUUCUUAUUGAUAGAAAUAUCAUCUAUCUUUCUGAUUUCGUUUCAGAGGAAGGUAACCUCUUAAGUUUUCAGCAAUUUCUGAGAAAGUGGGGCCAAACAAGUAGUAUAAUCUCUUCGACUCAAUAUGCGAGUAUAAAAUUGGGAAUACGUCGAUUUAAUAAUACCGAUACGUUUACAAGUAACAUUACAUUUAUCGAUACCCAACUUUCACUUCGCUUUUGGGGAGGUAGGAAUACCCCCAACUCUAGAGAUACUCCUCUCACUAUCAAAGGUAGAAACAUUAGAGAUACCAUGUCUAAGCGUUUAGAUCCCAGCACCCUUCCUCCAAUGAGGAACUGGAGUGCUAACCUCUCCUUAACGGAUAUUGAUUGGAUUAGUAUUUUUACGGAUAUUUUUACUUCUUUCUCAAAUAACUUCAAACUUAUUCAGUACCAAUAUAAGCUCCUUCACCGGAUUAGUACUUGUCGGUACAUGAGAUAUAAAAUGAAGAUUGAAAAAGAUAGUCCAAAUUGCUCGUUAUGUAAUCACAACCUCGAAACUAUCUCUCACAUAUUUAUUGACUGUCCAGCCACAAGCUCUUUCCUACAGGGAGUAAAUCUGUUUAUUAGAUCGAAUAUUGACGCAAAUUAUGACGACCCAUAUCGCCACUAUUUGAUUUGCUUAAAUCACAGAGAUAAAAGUGUUAACUUCAUAAAUUCGGUUUGCUGUUGGUUUAUUGGAAGGAGUUUCCAGAACAAGGAACCCCUAUUCUGGGAGCGAUAUCUUAAACAUCUUAAGCUUUUCUUAUUAGGUGAAAAACCGGAUAUUAUACGGUGUCUUAAAGACGUUAUACCUUGAUGACCAUUUUAUACCCAAAGUUCUGGAUCCACUAUAACACUCUUGUUUAUUUAUUCUCUCGAAAUUACAGCCGUGCCUUACCUUUACCCUUUAUUUCACAAGUUGUAGCCAGUGGAGUUAUCUCCACUACUAGUAUUGAUAUAGAGUCAUAUUUAAAACCAGUAGUAUCUCUCCUUUUUCUCUCCAUCUUAUGUGCAUUUUAUUACUCUAUAUCCACUGACUUUAUUCGACGUAUUAUCUAAAAGAAUAAAAAAAAUUGUGUGCGUGUGUUUUUAUAUUUAUUUUGCUACGGCGCAUGUGAAACCCCAGGGCAUCCAGCACCGGAGAAGCUGAAAUGACACUCUCUGAACCCUUGGUGCCGCUCAGAUUUUGCCUCUUGGCUGGCAAGCCGAGUCUUGAUCGAUUAACUCAGCUUCUUCGGUACAACACAGACCGGAGGGUACUAUUAGCCGCUUUGCCGGUGGUAUCCUCCUGGUGUCCUGGGGUUUGGCAGGUUCCUCAUUU
Messenger RNA from Bolinopsis microptera, 7491 nucleotides. RefSeq names its product transmembrane protein 131-like. The record is from RefSeq and is a predicted model, not a curated record. Gene Ontology annotation, cellular component: membrane. Lineage: Eukaryota; Metazoa; Ctenophora; Tentaculata; Lobata; Bolinopsidae. Bases 6 to 4133 code for a protein of 1375 amino acids. The transcript has a single exon.